CGCAAACAACGAACCCCCCUUAGCCAUUCCCCCGCCAUCCGCCCUCAUCAUGGCCUCAAUGGGUUCCGUUCAACCCUACGGGCACCUCAUCCGGUCAGCAGCCCGGACCAACCUGACCUACGUGCCACGCCGCACGCUGACCUCGACGGGCAUUCGGUAUGCCAAAGAGGACAGCCCCAAUAAAAACAAGAAGCAGAACAACAAUGGCAAUCAGCAGCCGCAGCAAAAAUCCGACUCGAAACCCACCUCCGCCUUCACCUCGCUCAAGAACUUCUUCUUCGGCAGCGGCAGCAAGACGGAGACGGAGAAGCCUACGAUUCGGCCGACGACGGCACCACCCAAACGCGAGGGAACGCUGAGCGCGGACUCGAUCUUCGGGGAAGCGGAGACGGGACCGAAGCUGAUUCCUAAGGGGCGGACGCCGAGCAGCCGGAAGAAGGGGGACGCCGCACGGGAGCAAGGUGAGGAGGAGGAGGUGGCGCGGACGUUCGCGGUGGAGGAGCGCAACCGGGCGAUGAUGGACGCGGUGCUGGACCCGAAGCCGGGGACGCGGAUGCGGUGGGAGAGGAAGAUGGUGAUCCGGGAGGUGCGGCGACGGGGCCGUCUGACGCAGGCGGAGAAGAUCAUGCGCACGGAGCGCGAGUCGCUGAGCAAGUCGCACUUCUUCAAGACGUCGGUCAAGAAGCUGGGACCGCUGGCGCGGCAGAUCGCGGGUAAGAAUAUCGACGAGGCGAUGCUGCAGAUGCGGUUUAGCAAGAAGAAGGCCGCCAAGGAUGUGCUCGAGCACCUCGAGCACGCUAAGAACGUCGCUAUCGUCCGCUCCGGUAUGGGGCUCGGCGCUGUUCAGGGCCAGGGCGGGGAGGAAUCGUCCCCCAAGCAAAAGCAAAAGCCCGUCACCAUCACCCUCAAGGAUGGCUCCAAGAAGACCAUCGCUGAUCCCUCCGCCAUCUACAUCGAGCAGGCCUGGGUCAACCGCGGCCCCUACGGCUCCGACUACGACCACCGCGCCCGCGGUGUCAUCAACCGCCUCCGGCCCCCGCACACCGGUCUCUCCGUCGUCCUCAAGGAGGAGAAGACCCGUAUCCGUGAGUGGAAGGAGCGUGAUGCCCGUGAUCUCCGCCGCCGCAAGGCUCAGCUCUGGACUCCGCUUCCGGAUCGGCCCAUCUCCCAGCAGAACCAGUACUACUCCUGGUAGAUAUUGCACAACUUUUCGAGUCUUGUAAUGGCAACAAAAGCAAACCUGGGGUAGCUUUUUCUUUGCAUUUGUUAGUCUCUGGUUUUGUUUUUCCUCCACGGCGUUCCGUUCAUCAAACUGUAUUAUGUUUCCGUUCCCCUUUAGGAUCCUCUACUUUGAAGAAAGCAAGUACUACACUCCGGCUGAUGGGAUAUCUCCUCGCAGGCGGCGGCAGCUGCUGUCAACCUUGUUUACAACUGGGAUGGUUGGUGAUAGGGGUUUCUGAUGAUAUGUGGCAUGCAUGUGCAUGAGCAGUUUGUUUAUCUCAUGGGUUACUGUUCCUAUCUUCUGUACAAUAUUCCAAUAUAUGCGUUACUUCGACUUC
Molecule: messenger RNA, 1559 nt
Organism: Aspergillus homomorphus CBS 101889
Lineage: Eukaryota; Fungi; Ascomycota; Eurotiomycetes; Eurotiales; Aspergillaceae
Product: mitochondrial 54S ribosomal protein uL22m
Exons: 2
Coding region: 50-1195 (381 amino acids)
Biological process (GO): ribosome assembly; translation
Cellular component (GO): mitochondrial large ribosomal subunit; ribosome
Molecular function (GO): structural constituent of ribosome
Source: RefSeq, a predicted model, not a curated record